Molecule: messenger RNA, 1996 nt
Organism: Impatiens glandulifera
Lineage: Eukaryota; Viridiplantae; Streptophyta; Magnoliopsida; Ericales; Balsaminaceae
Product: phragmoplastin DRP1E-like
Exons: 15
Coding region: 110-1996 (628 amino acids)
Cellular component (GO): cytoplasm; membrane; microtubule
Molecular function (GO): microtubule binding; GTP binding; GTPase activity
Source: RefSeq, a predicted model, not a curated record
AUAUUUCAGAGAACCGAAAAUAGCUCCAUUCGCUAUCCUCUUCUUCUUCUCCCUUAUCUUCUCCACUAUUUAUGUAACCAUCUUUCGUCACUUCUUUAUCGGCUCAGAAAUGAGCUUCAAUCAAGUGAAGGAGAAGGAAGAGGAGGAGGAUCGUCGUGGAGGAGUUGUUCGAUUUCCGCUUCCGAUGAUGGACGGUGUUAUCGGACUCGUUAAUCGUAUUAAACAUGCUUGUUCUCUCAUUGAAGAUCAAGGUUAUGAGAAUGCGGUUCCUACACUAUGCGACUCUCUCCCUACCAUCGUUGUCGUUGGAGGCCAGAGCUCGGGAAAAUCGUCAGUUUUGGAAAGUAUCGUUGGUAGGGAUUUUCUUCCUCGAGGAUCAGGCAUUGUCACAAGGAGGCCAUUGGUAUUGCAAUUGUAUAAGCUAAAUGAUGGAGGCGAGGACUAUGCACAAUUUCUUCACUUGGGGAACAAAAAUUUCACAGAUUUCUCUUUAGUACGAAAAGAAAUUCAGCAAGAAACAGACAGAGAAAUUGGCAAGGGGAGACAGAUCUCCUCUCUUACCAUUACUCUCAGUAUCUACUCUUCCAAUGCUGUUAAUUUGACAUUGGUGGAUUUGCCAGGCUUAACAAAUGUUGCUAUAGCUGGACAGCCAGAGAGCAUCGUUCAAGACAUUGCAGAUAUGGUUCGCUCCUAUGUAGUGAAGCCAAAUAGUCUUAUUUUGGCAAUAACUCCAGCAAAUCAAGAUAUCGCAACAUCGGAUGCCAUCAAACUUGUUCGAGAAGUUGAUCCAACAGGUGAAAGGACCAUUGGUGUAUUGACGAAGCUAGAUUUGAUGGACAAGGGAACAAAUGCUUUGGAAGUCCUUGAAGGAAGAUCUUACAGGCUAAAACAACCUUGGGUUGGAGUAGUGAAUCGUUCACAGGCAGACAUAAAUGGAAAUGUUGACAUGCUUGCUGCCAGACGUAAGGAGUGUGAAUUCUUUGCCACGAGUCCUGAUUAUGGACAUUUAGCUAGCAGAAUGGGAUCAAAAUAUCUUGCAAAACUUCUAUCCAAGUAUCUAGAGUCUAUAAUAGAAACCCGUAUACCAAACGUUAAAAAAUUCAUCAACCUAAGCAUUGAUGAACUUGAGAAAGAGCUCUAUCACCUUGGUAAACCUGUUGCUUCAGAUUCAAAUGCUCAACUAUAUUUCAUUUUGGAACUUUGCCGUACAUUUGAGAGGACAUUUAAGGAGCACCUUGAUGGAGGGCGAUCUGGUGGUGACAGCAUAUACAGAAUAUUUACCCACCAGCUUCCAACAGCUCUCGAGAAACUUCCAUUUGAUCGUCAUCUUUCCCUGCAGAAUAUAAAGAGGGUUAUCUCAGAAGCAGAUGGAUAUCAACCUCAUCUGAUUUCCCCAGAACAAGGCUAUCGUCGCCUUAUUGAAGUAGGCCUUAAUUAUUUCCAUGGUCCAGCUGAAGCCUCAGUUAAUGCUGUGGACUACAUUUUGAGGGAAAUCAUGAGAAAAUCAAUCUAUGAAACUGAGGAAUUGAGAAGGUUCCCAAACCUUAAAGUCGAGAUAGCAACUGCAGCAACCGAAGCUCUAGACAAGUUUCGGGCUGAAAGUAAAAAGACAGUCCUGAGAAUGGUGGACAUGGAAUCCUCAUACUUAACAGUAGAUUUCUUCAGAAAACUCUCUAAUGAAGCUGAAGCAGCAGAUCACCUCACAAAAGAUCACUUCAAGAGAAUCGGCUCAAAUGUCUCAUCGUACAUCUCUUUGGUUUCCAACACACUUAAGAACACCAUCCCAAAAGCCCUAGUCCUUUGUCAAAUUCGCGAGGCUAAAAAUUCAUUACUAGUUCAUCUCUACACUCGAGUAGGAAGAAAGGAGGAUCACCAGCUAGCCCGGUUGCUUGAUGAAGAUCCAGACUUAAUGGAGAAGAGACGGCAAUGUGAAAGAAAGCUACACCUGUACAAAGAAGCAUGGAAUGAAAUUGAUUCAGCCGUUUCAUUUCAGUGA